AUGACCCUCGAAGAACGACAGGAGAAGAUCAUGGAUUUCACAGGAGCACUCGAGUGCUUCGUGUCUACAGCUAGCCCUGCUGCACGCAAGGGUUGUGAGCAGUCCUUUCGCAGCGCUGCUGCAGACUUCCUCCUACAAUUGAAGCCAAAGGCGGUGGCCACUGUGUGCCUCCAGAGACAGCGGCCGAAGCGGCACUUCGCCUUGAGCCGUUUGUGGCGCUUGCUUCGGCACCUCUCGCCUAUGGAGCGGCGGCGCUUCAUCGUGGAGCGCCUGAGCGAGGAAGAGAGGCAAGAGCUGGAGCAAUGGAUCCUGGCUGAACGCACUCGACAAGGUGCGAGUUUGCCCACGGGCUUCUCCACUCGAAGCCUUUGCCGCUGGAAGGGCCGAAAGGUUGGCUAUCGCCCGAUCCUACAUUUGCAUGACAGUCUCUAUGCACAGGCUGCCUUCACCUUUGAUUUGGCCUGUGCCAUCCGCAUGUUGGGCAUUUUGCUGGCCAUGCGGGCGGCGGCAGAGGAAGCAAUGACCACGGAGAAGAUGCUCGCAUCGUUGUCAGCAGUCAUGCAAGACGGAUGUGCCAGCCGCUUCUAUUUCAAGACGCGGGUCAAAGUGGGGCACGGCCGCGAGGUGGCGACCCCCGCGCGCCGGAACCUGCCACUGGCGUUGAAAGACUGGAGCGCGGCGCAGCUCUUGCGAGCCGAGGCAUCAUUUGGGCGUGCCGACCGCGCGACUCGAGAAGCUUUGGAGCACUUGUGGCAGCAGAAGAGGGCCAACCCCUUGCGCUUUGGCCCACAAAGCAGCCAAAAGCAGAAGAGGCGCCGGUCCAGGUGCAUCACGCUCAAAGGUGUGAGGGCAGAGUCUCAGAAGGUGGAUGCAUCAGUCACCAGUUGUGACGUGAUGAUGUAG
This is a messenger RNA of Durusdinium trenchii, 903 nucleotides long. Lineage: Eukaryota; Dinophyceae; Suessiales; Symbiodiniaceae. The record is from the annotation of a GenBank genome assembly.